GGCUGUAUUGUGAUGGAAAAUCCAACCACCUCCAGUAGUGCCACUCCAGUAGUGGCACACAGUCAACAUAAGGGAUCUGGGCUUCCUGUUACAACCCACGGCGUAGCAAACACACAGGGAUAUGAUCUGCUGUAGCCAGGCUCUUGUCAGCUGCCCAGAUGGCCUCUUGGGGCCAUAGGCAGCCCUGUGUAAAUUAGAGCGGCCCUGAAAGUGCUGUAAUGUAAACCAGGGGCCUGGUCUUCAAUCAGGGAGGCACAAGGUGAGCCUCCUUGGCCUUCUACUACUACCCCACAUUUCGUACCCUGAGCAGGCUCAGCCGAAACAGAAAAUCAGAACCUCUCUUCUUUUUGGAAACAAAAGUUCAGCUUCUCCUUUGCAGGGCCCAAUGUCAUCAGUAGCAAGGAGCUUGCCCAAAGCCCUUUAGCUCCUCAGUGCAAUGCUGGCUGUGGAACCAGUUUGCAAGUCAGCAUCCCUUCUUGCCAAAUUCAUGUCUUGCUGUGAUUAGGGAACUAUUUACCUAUUUCCACCCUGCAGCGAUAAGCCCUUGCUGUCUCUGGGUCUCCAUCUAGUCCCACAGCUCAGAUUGCAUGGUUCCCUUGUUUGCUGGUUUUGGAAAGCGAUCAGACAGCCUCCCACAUCUGAGAACUUUGCUCCUGCCAAUGCCAGCAAGGAUCAGUUACUAACUGCCAAGGGAAAGGGGGCAGUUCCACAUUAAGAGAACUCCCCACUCCCCGCACAUGUUGUUGUGUGUCCAGUAUUUUUCCAGUGCUGUGCAAGUUGAAUUACAGCGAGUGAUGCUUUCCCUAGCUGCCCAGACACACUUGUGAAGGGACAUGGCUUCCACAAACAAGACACAUAUGUGACUGAUAACAACUCUAUUCCCUGAAUUCUACCCACCAGCAAGACUGCAUGAUCUCCCCCCAGUAAAGGAGACCAUGGUGAAGAGAGUUUCAAUUAUUGGAGCUGGUGUGAGUGGCUGCCUGGAUGAGGAGCUGGAGCCCACCUGCUUUGAGAGAAGCGACGACAUCGGAGGUCUCUGGAGAUUCACAGAACACGUUGAAGAUGGGAGGCCCAGCCUUUAUAAAUCCAUGGUCAGUAACACCUGCAAGGAGAUGUCGGCCUUCACAGACUUCCCGUAUCCUGAGGAUUUUCCAGUCUUUCUGUCCAACUCCCAAGUCCUGGAGUAUCUCAGGAUGUAUGCCAAGCAUUUUGGCUUUCUGAAGCACUGCCAGUUCAAGAUGAGUUAUAAAAUGUAGUGGCUGACCACAGUCAUCAGUGUAAGGAAAUGCCCAGAUUUCUCUGCCACUGGCCAGUGGGUUAUUGUCACGGAGUCUCAUGGGAAGCAGGAGUCAGCUGUCUUUGAUGCUGUUAUGGUUUGCAUUGGCUAUCUCUCUGAUCCAUCUCUACCACUGGAGUCUUUUCCUGGGACAGAGACGUUUCAAGGCAAGUACUUUCACAGCCGCCAUUACAAGCAUCCAGAUGUGUUUGAGGGGAAGAGAGUCCUUGUGAUUGGCAUGGGGAAUUCUGGAGUGGAUAUCACUGUUGAGGCCAGUCAUGUGGCUAAAAAGGUGAUGAUUAGCACUGGUUGAGGUGCGUGGGUGAUCAGUUGAGUGUUUGACAAUGGUUACCCAUGGGACAUGGUCUUCCUAACAUGUUUCAUAAAUGUGAUCCGGAAUUCCCUCCCUGGGCCCAUUACAACGUGGCUGGUUGCGCACAGAAUGAAUCAGUGGUUUGACCAUGCAAAUUAUGGCCUGAUACCUAAGGACAGAUAUGUGAUAUGGGAGCCUGUGCUGAAUGAUAACCUUCCAGGCUGUAUCAUCACUGAGAAAAUUUCAGUAUAACAGAGUCUGAAGGAGAUCAAGGAAAAUUCAGUCGUGUUUCAAAAUAGCCCCACGGAGGAGCCUGUUGAUGUCAUCGUCUUUGCCAAAGGAUACAAGUUCUCCUUCCCUUUCCUUGAGGAAUCUGUUGUCAAAGUCGAAAAGAAGCAGGCAUCCCUGUACACAUAUAUCUUCCCCCCUCAUCUGGAGAAACCAACCCUGGCGGUCGUUGGCCUCAUCAAGCCAUUUGGUAUGGUCAUGCCAGUUGUAGAAAUUCAAGCUCUCUGGGUCACGCGAGUCUUUAAGGGUAGGUGGAGCAGGAAGGUUAGUACAAUGUGAGCACUUCCUCAAAAAAAAAAAAAAAAAAAAAAAAAAGGCAGCGUUUCAGACACAGGUGGUGAGCGAGUGGGUAUGUCACCCCACGGCGACACAGGCCUCAAAGGGAUUCAUCCAGGAGUAGGAAAGGUAGUGCUCAUAGACUGGUAUCUAAAUUGGGUUGCUCCGCACUUUACCAUCUUACAGAACAUUUUACAACACAGUGACAUUCUUAAUACAUGAACAAGCAAAAUACCCCAAGAAUCAUCUUGGAAAUAUUGAGCUGGAUUUGUCUGAAUAGAAUUGCAGAGCCC
This is a messenger RNA of Dermochelys coriacea (leatherback sea turtle), 2446 nucleotides long. RefSeq names its product dimethylaniline monooxygenase [N-oxide-forming] 1. The record is from RefSeq and is a predicted model, not a curated record. Gene Ontology annotation, molecular function: NADP binding; flavin adenine dinucleotide binding; N,N-dimethylaniline monooxygenase activity. Lineage: Eukaryota; Metazoa; Chordata; Testudines; Dermochelyidae.